Molecule: messenger RNA, 1817 nt
Organism: Pristis pectinata (smalltooth sawfish)
Lineage: Eukaryota; Metazoa; Chordata; Chondrichthyes; Rhinopristiformes; Pristidae
Product: PRA1 family protein 3-like
Exons: 3
Coding region: 179-748 (189 amino acids)
Biological process (GO): negative regulation of transport
Cellular component (GO): membrane
Source: RefSeq, a predicted model, not a curated record
GCGGCCCUGCACGUUUUGCCGGAACAGCCGUAACUCUGCGCAUCAGAUGGAGACGACACACUGAAGCUUCCGCGUGAUCAACGAGUAAAGCGGCGAUAGCGCACGCUUUCAGUGACGCCCUUUCAAGAGCUGCUCUGAGGAUUUGCCACUCCUCUCCUCAGCGCAGUAGCUGCUUAACAUGGAAGUGAAGUUCGCUCCCUUAAGACCUUGGGACGAUUUUAUGUUUGGCUCCACGCGUUUCGCCCAGCCAGAUUUUCGAGAUUUAGCUAAAUGGAACAAUCGAGUGGUCAGCAACUUGCUGUUCUAUCAGAGCAACUACUUCGUCGUGGCUGUCUGCCUCUUCCUACUUAUCGGGUUUAUGAGUCCAUUGGAAAUUCUCCUCGGAGGAGCAGUGGUAGCAGUGAUUUUCAUGGGCUCUGUGUGGGCCUCUGAAAAUAAGGCAGCAAUUGGUAAUUUCAAGCGCCAGCACCCAACUUUCUUUGUUUUGGCCAUUCUAAUGAUGAGCUACUUUUUCAUUUCCAUAAUCGGGGGUGUGAUGGUUUUCUUGCUUGGAAUCACAUUACCAUUACUUUUAAUAUUUGUACAUUCUUCUCUACGGCUUCGGAACCUUCAAAAUAAGCUUGAGAAUAAGAUGGAAGAGAUUGGACUUAAGAAAACCCCCAUGGGGAUCUUACUGAAUGCACUUGGUCAGGAACAGGAGCACAUCUCUAAAAUUGCUGAUAUUUUGGCGGCACAAAGCAAAAACUAACAAGGUUCUGAUUAACUUAGCACCUUUUAGUUUGUUGUGCAGUAUUCCUGGAAUAAGAUUUUUGAAGAGCCUUAACAAGCUGGUAUUGAUGUUCAUUUUCAAGUAUUCCAAGCUUUAAUAAGCUGAUAUUAAUGCUACAUUUUCAAUUAUUCCAAAGUACAACUGGAAAUGUUUUUUUGCAAAGUAAUAUGUAUUGUGGAAAAUUAACUGCUUGAUACAGUGACAAUAUGCAGUUUUGUCUUUGUGUACCUUAGAAUUUUUCUUGUCUAAAUCCCAAAUGACAUGGUAAUGUAACAAUUUAACUGGAUGAUGAUGUGUAAACUUGCACUUUCUGUUAUAGUACUUGUAUUUAUUUAAUUGGUUAAAGUCUGAUAUAGGAUUGAAGGACAUUAUCCAAAAGAUAUUUUGAUUCGCAUGGGUAAAAGAAUCUGAAUAUAGAUUUGAUAGUGCAGGGUUGUGUGGAAGCACUAUGUUGACAUCUUUACUAUUUAAAGUGAGUUUUCAAUCCCAGUUUCAAAUGUAUCAAGUUGCAUAUCCUUCUUGUUUGGUGUGAUCUUGUUUGUAAAUGUAUAUAAAAUACCUUUGUAUUAGUUUGAUAUUUGGGGAAAUAGAACGCUCAAUUUAUCUUUGUAAGUCCACUUAAUAUGGUGUGCAAAUUUGGUGAUGGAAAUUAGUACUGUAUAAAAUUGAGCUUGAGUAAAACAUGAAAACAAUUAUCAUAAAUUAACUGUCAUUGUAAAAUUGAGCACAUAUAUAAGCAACACAACUGAAGUCAUGCCUUCAGAAUGUGAAGCACAUGUCAUCACCAUUGUUCUCCCUUGGCAUUCAAAUCAAUUUUUACAAAACCUAAUGGUCAUAAAAUGAGUUUUAAAAACUCAUCCUUGAGGAUUUUGACUUUUUUAUUUUGACUAAACUGUAAUUGUAAUGCUUCAGCUGUUUUAAAACAGCUGUUAAAUUGGAGUAUGAGCUCAUGACAAAGAAUUUAGUGUAUAAACUACAACUGAUGUGUAUCUAUUUUCAGGUCCAAAGAUAUGCAAUAUCUCGCAUGCAAUAAAAGCUACUCAAAUUA